Messenger RNA from Bactrocera oleae (olive fruit fly), 2106 nucleotides. RefSeq names its product cyclin-dependent kinase 8 (gene Cdk8). Lineage: Eukaryota; Metazoa; Arthropoda; Insecta; Diptera; Tephritidae. Gene Ontology annotation, cellular component: nucleus. The record is from RefSeq and is a predicted model, not a curated record. Gene Ontology annotation, molecular function: ATP binding; protein serine/threonine kinase activity. Gene Ontology annotation, biological process: protein phosphorylation.
GAGAAGUUUGUCCUCGAGGACACCCGUAUCAUCCUUCUUGCCAAGAGUUUGCAUUUUUGUUUUAAUGUUGUUGGUGGCAGCAGCCGCUUUUGAUACCGCCGCCUUGGCUUUCAUUCGGAUGUUUUUAUUAACUUUUCCCAUGUUUAUUAAUUUGUGGUUCACCUUUCAACACCAAUUAAAUUUUUUCAUAUAUAAUAGUUUGUUUAUGAUUCUUCUUUUGAAUUGAUUCAUUUAUUUGACAACCAUGCGCUUUUGGCAGGAGUCGGGUUGUAAUCGAUUAAUCUUGAAGCAACGCCAACUAUUCUUAGGAACAGUUUAUUAACUGCCAUACAUUUGACAGGCGGUGAAACAGCUGAUAGACGCCACUAUAGCAAAAAUAUUAGUAUAUUAAUUUAGUUUAACGCGUCUAAUACUUUUCAUAAGGCUCAUAAAUAAUAUUUUGCAAUGGAUUACGAUUUUAAGAUGAAGACACAAAUGGAACGAACCAAAGUAGAAGAUCUCUUCAACUACGAAGGCUGUAAGGUUGGACGCGGUACAUAUGGUCAUGUCUACAAAGCGAAAUGGAAAGAGCGUACUGACGGAAAAGAAUACGCACUGAAGCAGAUAGACGGUACUGGUUUAUCUAUGUCUGCUUGUCGAGAAAUAGCACUUCUUCGCGAACUCAAACAUCAAAAUGUAAUCACAUUGAUUCGGGUGUUCCUUUCUCACAACGACCGUAAAGUAUUUCUUUUAAUUGAUUAUGCCGAACAUGAUUUAUGGCACAUUAUAAAGUUUCAUCGCGCUGCUAAAGCUGCCAAGAAGCAAGUAAUUGUACCGAGAGGAAUGGUGAAAAGUUUAUUGUAUCAAAUUUUGGAUGGAAUACACUAUUUGCACAGUAACUGGGUUUUACAUCGAGAUCUAAAACCGGCAAAUAUUUUAGUAAUGGGUGAUGGCAAUGAGAGGGGACGCGUAAAAAUUGCUGAUAUGGGAUUCGCCCGUCUGUUCAACGCCCCACUUAAGCCGUUAGCAGAUUUAGAUCCAGUAGUUGUAACAUUUUGGUAUAGGGCACCAGAAUUGCUAUUAGGUGCGCGUCAUUACACAAAAGCAAUUGAUAUUUGGGCAAUUGGUUGCAUUUUCGCCGAAUUGCUUACGUCCGAGCCAAUUUUCCACUGUAGGCAAGAAGACAUCAAAACUAGUAAUCCAUAUCACCAUGAUCAAUUGGAUCGUAUUUUUAAUGUAAUGGGAUUUCCUCAAGACAAAGAUUGGGAGGACAUCAAAAAAAUGCCUGAACAUCAUACUCUAAUAAAAGAUUUCAAACGUUCCACUUAUUCGACAUGCUCUUUAGCUAAAUAUAUGGAACGCCACAAAAUUAAGCCAGAUAGCAAAGCAUUCCAUCUUUUACAAAAACUUCUACUUAUGGAUCCUAAUAAGCGAAUCACUUCAGAACAAGCUAUGCAAGAUCCAUUUUUCCAAGAAGAUCCACUGCCUACGCAAGACGUAUUUGCGGGUACUCCUAUUCCUUAUCCGAAGAGAGAAUUUUUAACAGAUGAUGAUCAAGAAGAUAAAGCCGACAACAAAAGGCAACAGCAACAACAAGAACCAAAUGCUAAAAGAGUUCGUUUAUCAGGGCCUCCUGGCCCUGGUCAACAACCACAGCAAGUACAACAAACUCAAGAUUUUCUCCAUCAACAACAGCAGCAACAACAAAUGAUGUUCAAUCAACAACAAAAUUUUCAGCAACGUUUUUAAUUAUUACAUGCAACGCGGAGAUUCGAAAUUUUUUUAAUAUAAUUUAUUUAAAUAUGUAAUCUACUAUAGAUCUCUAAUAUCUCGAUGACAAGUACAAAGUUGAUAAUUUGGAGCUAAAGAAAUUAAAACCCUUUCAAAAGUUUUUAGUAUAUAAUUCUGUUUCCAAAAACAAAAAAAAAGACAAAAUGUGGCGGAUAAUAUGGUAGAGUGCAUUCUUUAUUGUAAUAGCUUUGUCGGAAGAAACAUAAAGGUUAUAUUUCUCAAACAGUAUAUUCUUGAAAUUUUGAAUAUUGUAAAAAAAUGGUAUAAUAGAAUAUGUUAGAACAUAAAUUAUUAUACAUCAAAUAUAAAUAAUAUUAUACUGAAGAAAAUUAAAAA